Molecule: messenger RNA, 13895 nt
Organism: Drosophila ficusphila
Lineage: Eukaryota; Metazoa; Arthropoda; Insecta; Diptera; Drosophilidae
Gene: trol
Product: basement membrane-specific heparan sulfate proteoglycan core protein
Cellular component (GO): plasma membrane
Molecular function (GO): calcium ion binding; protein binding
Source: RefSeq, a predicted model, not a curated record
CCAUAACCGUAACCACAUCCUGCCAGCCGUUUAAUACCAUACUCAAAUACGAACCGAAACUGCCUUCACAUAAGUACCUAAACCACACCUAAGUAGCUGCCAAAAACCAAAAAUCCCAGAUAGUCCGUAACCCCCGUUCCCCGGAGAAGAGAUGAUGGGAUCGCCGGGAACCAAAGCGCCCGCGAUCGCGACCUCGGUCGGAAUCGGAAGUGGGCGAAGCGGUCACACGGGGUCGCUGCUCCUGCGCCUCCUGGCCGUGAUGUUCGUCCUUAACGCCUGCCACGUACCGCUGACAAAUGCAAAGCAACUUAAGAACAUCAAUGAUGACCUGGACUUUGUACUGGCGGACGACCAGUCGGUGCAGAACCUCAAGGAGUCCGAUUGGUCGGCGACAAGGGACAACGACAACGAUGACGACUCCUUCCUGGACACCGCUGACCUCCUGCUGCCCGCCGAAAAGGACGAGCUGGAGGAUGCGGACGAGGAGGAGGACGAUGCGCCCGAAGCAAACUGGUACCACCGCGUCCGCCGCUCCAUCAGCAAAUUCUUUGGCGCCGAGGGCGGAAAGAAGCGUGAGAAGCAGCGCGAUCGCCGCACAAUCGGCGAUAAAGUAACGCAGCGUCGCAAGAGGAAGGAGAAGCGCGAGCAGCAGAAGCAAUUGCAAAAGAAGAGCCAGCUGGAGCAACAGCGUCUGGCCAAGCGGACCGACGCCGUGGUUUUCAAUCGCCAAUCCGAUCAGCGCAAGCGGGCCUCCGAUCUCUACGACGAGAACGAGGCAUCCGGAUACCGUGAGGAGGAGUCUGUUCUCUAUCGCACCCACUUCCUGGUCAAUGAGCCCUACUCCAAUGACCUCGAAAAUCGGGACAGUGAGCACUUCCAAACCCUGCAAAAGUCUCUGGACGAUGACCUGCGCAGUUUCUUCCAUCGCACCUACGACGGCAACGAUGAUGAAGAGCAGGAGAUCCACAGCACUCUGGAGCGAGUUGAACCCACCGAUGACAACUUCCAAGUUCGUGUGCAGCUCAGAAUUGAGAUUCCCACUUCUAUCCGCAACUUUGGAAACAAUUUGGAGCAGCAGUUGAAGACCUACAAUCGAAUUGAUCGUGUAGGCGCCACUGCCGAAAACGGAUUUUCCUUCGCCGAAUCGAGUGUCCCGAAGGACAUUGGUGGCCCUGUGGAUCCCAAUUCGAGAAACUCGCCGAAUGAGUUUGGCCCAACAACCGAACGAAAAGAUUCCUAUGACGAUCCGACCGAUAUUAAUUUCGAUCCCAAGGACCAAGUGGAGGGCUCCGGCAGCGACGGUCCCACCUGUCGCGGAGAUGCCACAUUCACCUGUCGCCACAGCGGAACUCGCAUUUGCGAUGAGAUGCAAUGCGACGGCGAGGCCCAGUGUCCCCAUGGCGAGGACGAGGAGAACUGCCCCUAUGCACCGCUUUGCACCGAAGAUCAGUUCAAGUGCGACGAUAAAUGCCUGCCACUCAGCAAGCGCUGCGACAGGCAAAUCGAUUGCCAGGAUCAGACCGACGAGGCUGGCUGUGUUCAGCCGCCCACUCCAGAGCCGGAAUACAGGCCAGAGCCAGAUGAGGGUGAUGAUGCAUCACCUCGAACUGAAGAUCGUCCAGAACCGGAACCAGAACCUGAACCUGAACCUGAACCAGAACCAGAACCAGAGCCUGAACCAGAGCCUGAACCUGAACCUGAACCUGAACCAGAACCAGAACCAGAACCAGAUUUUCAGGAAUGCUCGGCCACCGAAUUCAGAUGCAACAAUGGAGACUGCAUCGAUGCCAGGAGGCGUUGCGACAACAUUUCGGAUUGUAGCGAGGGCGAGGAUGAGAGCGAGGACUGCCCCGCCGCCUGCAGCGGCAUGGAGUAUCAGUGUCGCGACGGCACGCGCUGCAUCAAUAUAAGUCAGCACUGCGACGGGCACUCCGAUUGCAGCGACGGUGACGACGAAGAGCAUUGCGACGGCAGUGGCUACGAUGAUGGGGAUUGUCGAUUCGAUGAGUUCCGUUGCGGAACCGGUGAGUGCAUACCGAUGCGUCAGGUGUGCGAUAACAUUUACGAUUGCAACGAUUAUACCGACGAGUCCAACUGCGCCGACGGCGAAGAGGAGGAUAGUGUGGGCAUACCAAUUGGCCACCACCGCCCGCAGAGGCCGUCCGAUCUCGACCAUCAACUGCACGAAAUGGACAUCUACGAUUACCAGGUGUAUCGGCCAACUAACGUUUACGAGAAGGCCAAUUCUCAGAAUCCCUGUGCCCACAAUCAGUUCCGUUGCACCAUCUCCAAUGUUUGCAUUCCGCUGCAUUUGCGUUGCGAUGGCUACUAUCACUGCAACGAUAUGAGCGACGAACAGGCCUGCGAGCGGUAUGAGCGACCCACCACGACCCGACGGCCCUUGACCUUGGCCACGAGCCCCCGAACCACCGAGGGGCCCGGUUUGCAGAUACUCAGAAACACCACCAGAACCACCGCCGGCAGCAGCAGAACCACCGAAUCACCAAUAUGGCGAUGGCCAACGAGACCACAAACCACUGCCGAGACCACUACCACUAACCCAAUAACAACAGUUGGAGUAGAGAAUCUCCAUGGAAGAUUGAAUAAGACUCGUUUGGGGUUCGAGUGCCUGGGAAGCCAGUACCAAUGUGGCGACGGAAGCUGCAUCUCCGGCUACAAGCGCUGCAACGGCAUCAUUGAUUGCGCCGAUGGCGCCGACGAAUAUAACUGCAUCUUCAACUACGUCGAUCCCAAUUACGACUCCGACUCGGACAACAAUCCACUGAAUGAAUGUGAUAUACUUGAGUUUGAAUGUGACUACAGUCAGUGUUUGCCGAUAGAGAAGAAGUGCGAUGGCUAUGCAGACUGUGAAGACGAGAGCGACGAGCUAGAGUGUCCGUACACAGAGCAUUGUUUAGAGUCCGAGUUCGAGUGCGAUGGCUACUGCCUGCCCCGAGAUCAGUUGUGUAACGGCAUUACCAACUGCCAAGAUGGCAGCGACGAGCGCAACUGUACCUUUUGCCGAGAAGACGCCUACCUCUGCAACACCGGCGAGUGUGUGGCCGAUAAUCAGAGGUGCAACGGCAUUGCCGAUUGCGGCGACGGCAGCGACGAGCGUCACUGCGAGACCAACAACCACUUCCCCAUACCGAAUGUGAAUGUUGUUGUCGAACAACCGAGUCCUAGACCCAGACCACAAUCCUGCCAACCAAACGAGUGGCAAUGCGCGAACCUCGAGUGCAUCGAACUCAGUUCGAGGUGCAAUAAUUAUAACGAUUGCUCGGAUGGAUCCGAUGAGGAGCUCAGCGUUUGCUUCGGCACGGCCACCACUCGACUCAAGUCCAGUGACUGCAGUCCGGAUCAGUUCUUCUGCGACGAUUCGUGCUACAAUCGCUCGGUGAGAUGCAAUGGGCACAAGGACUGCUCCGAUGGCAGUGACGAGGUGGGCUGCUCCAUCAAAUCACUGCCAUGUCCACAGCACCAGUGCCCCAGUGGAAGGUGUUACUCGGAGAGUGAGCGAUGCGAUCGCCACAAGCACUGCGAGGAUGGCUCCGAUGAGACCAACUGCUGUUCCCCGAGUCAAUUCCGUUGCAAUAAUGGCGAGUGUGUUUCCGGAUUGGCUCCCUGCGACGGACAUCCCCAGUGCAGCGACUAUUCCGAUGAACUCAACUGUGGCGGAGCCCACGAGUGUCUGCCAAAUCAGUUCCGCUGCAACAAUGGUCAGUGUAUAAGCUCUGCGGCGCGUUGCAACGGACGAACUGAUUGCCAUGACAGUUCCGAUGAACAGAAUUGUGGUGUUCAGUCGAACAGCCCUGAACGUGGAUCGACCCAAUUGAAUCUCAAGACUUAUCCCGACAGUCAGAUUAUCAAGGAGAGUCGCGAGGUCAUCUUCCGCUGCCGUGACGAAGGUCCCGCCCGCGCCAAGGUCAAGUGGUCUCGUCCCGGCGGACAACCUCUGCCCCCCGGCUUCAGCGACCGCAAUGGCCGUCUGGAGAUUCCUAACAUUCGGAUUGAGGAUGCUGGCACUUAUGUCUGCGAGGCUGUCGGUUAUGCCAACUACAUUCCUGGCCAACAGGUCACCGUAAACCUCAACGUCGAGCGCUAUCACGACGUGGCUGCCCGUCCCGAAUCAGCCUGCUCGGAAUACCAGGCGACCUGCAUGAACGGCGAGUGCAUUGACAAGUCGGCCAUUUGCGACGGCUCCCCGGAUUGUUCCGAUGGAUCCGAUGAGCAGAGCUGCAGCUUGGGUCUGAAGUGCCAGCCCAACCAGUUCAUGUGCGCCAACUCCAAGUGCGUGGACCGCACCUGGCGAUGUGACGGCGAGAACGACUGCGGCGACAACUCCGACGAGACCUCCUGUGAUCCGGAACCGAGUGGCGCGCCCUGCCGAUACAAUGAGUUCCAGUGCCGCAGCGGCCAUUGCAUUCCCAAGAGCUUCCAGUGCGACGAUGUGCCUGAUUGUACGGACGGAACCGAUGAAGUUGGAUGCAUGGCGCCUAUUCCGAUCCGUCGGCCACCGCAAUCGAUUGCCCUGCAGGUGCACGAAGUGCUCGAGCUGACCUGCGUGGCCACCGGAACCCCGACGCCGAUGAUCGUGUGGCGCUUGAACUGGGGCCAUGUGCCCGAGAAGUGCGAGUCGAAGAGCUACGGCGGCACCGGCACUCUUCGCUGUCCGGACAUGAAGCCAGAGGACAGUGGAGCCUACUCGUGCGAGAUCAUCAACACCCGCGGCACCCACUUCGUCAGCCCGGACACCAUUGUCACGGUGACCCCCAUCAAUAGCCAGGUGUGCCAUGCCGGCUUCUUCAAUAUGCUGGCUCGCAAGGCGGACGAGUGCGUCAAGUGCUUCUGCUUCGGGGUGGCCAACUCCUGCGACAGUGCCAAUCUCUUCACGUACGCCAUCCAGCCCCCCAUCCUUUCGCACCGUGUUGUGAGCGUGGAACUGAGUCCCUACAGCCAGAUCGUCAUCAAUGAGCCGACUCCCGGUCACGAACUGCUCAGGCUGCACCAUGGCGUUCAGUUCAGGGCUUCGAACGUUCACUUUGGAGGUCGGGAAACGCCAUACUUGGCGUUGCCGGCUGAGUAUAUGGGCAACCAGCUGAAGUCCUACGGCGGAAACCUGCGCUACGAGGUCAGCUACACGGGCAGUGGAAGACCCGUCAACGGACCCGACGUCAUCAUCACCGGAAACCGUUUCACCCUCACCCAUCGCGUUCGCAUUCAACCGGAUCAGAACAACAGGGUGAACAUUCCGUUCCUGCCGGGCGGAUGGGUCAAGCCCGAUGGUCGCAAGGCCUCGCGCGAGGAGAUCAUGAUGAUACUGGCAAAUGUGGACAACAUCCUCAUUCGACUGGGCUAUCUGGACAGCACGGCCCGCGAAGUGAAGCUUAUCAAUAUCGCUUUGGACUCGGCUGGCACUGCGAACCUCGGCUUGGGCAGUGCCUCGCUCGUGGAGAAGUGCACGUGUCCGCCCGGCUAUGUGGGUGACUCGUGCGAGUCCUGUGCCCCUGGCUUUGUGCGACAGCCGGCCGGUCCCUGGUUGGGUCACUGUGUGCCCUUCAUCCCCGAACCUUGUCCUUCGGGAACCUACGGAGACCCGCGACGCGGUCUGCCCUGCAAGGAGUGUCCGUGCCCCCAGACGGGCAGCAACAACUUCGCCAGCGGCUGCCAACAGAACCCCGACGGCGAUGUGGUCUGCAGAUGCAAUGAGGGCUACGCGGGCAGGCGGUGCGAGUACUGCGCAGAUGGCUACCAUGGCAAUCCCCUGGCGCCGGGCGGUGGAUGUGUCCCAAUACCCGACACGUCUUGCAACGUGGAUGGCACCUACUCGGUGCACAAGAAUGGAACCUGCCAGUGCAAGAACAGCGUCAUUGGCGAAAAAUGCGACACGUGUGCGGCAAAGAGUUUCCACCUCAACUCGUUCACUUACACCGGCUGCAUUGAGUGUUUCUGCAGCGGAUUAAAUGUGGACUGUGAUAGUAGUACGUGGUAUCGCAACCAGGUCACCAGCACCUUUGGACGUUCACGCGUUGAUCAUGGCUUCGCUUUGGUUAAUGGCUACUAUGAUGCCACCCCGCAGACCAUAUCCGUAUCGAUGGAAAAAGUGCCCAAUACGUUGAGCUUCACAGGAUCAGCGGACCAUGCGGGAGACACGCUCUACUGGAGCUUGCCACCCGCUUUCCUUGGCAACAAACUGACCUCGUACGGAGGAAAACUGACCUACACUCUGAGCUACAGCCCCCUGCCGGGUGGCAUAAUGUCGCGGAACAGCGCACCGGAUGUGGUGAUCAAGAGUGGCGAAGAUGUGAAGCUCAUCCACUACAGGAAGUCGCACGUUAACCCCAGCGUACCCAAUACCUAUUCGGUGGAGAUCAACGAGAACGCCUGGCAGCGCGAGGACUCAAACAUUGUCAACCGUGAGCACGUUCUGAUGGCCCUCAGCGAUGUUACGGCCAUCUACAUUAAGGCCACUUACACCACCAGCACCAAGGAGGCCAGUCUGCGCCAGGUGACUUUGGAUACGGCCAUUGACUCGAAUCUGGGCACUGCACGCGCCGUCGAGGUGGAGCAGUGCCGCUGCUCCGAGGGUUACUUGGGACUCUCUUGCGAGCAGUGUGCUCCAGGCUACUACCGCGAUCCAGAGAGUGGAAUCUACCUGGGAUUCUGUCUGCCCUGCGAAUGCAAUGGACACUCGAAUCAGUGCAAUAGCGAAACCGGCGAGUGCCUGAGCUGUGAUGACAACACCGACGGACCCAAUUGUGAGGUAUGCGCCCCUGGCUACACGGGAGAUGCCACCCGCGGAAGUCCGUACGACUGCCUACCUUCCAACCAGCCGCCGCGUCCGCCACCACCGGGCAAUCAGACUGCAGAGUGCAGCGUCUACUGCUACCCGGAGGGAACUAUCAACUGCCGCGACGACUAUUGCGAGUGCAAGACGAAUGUUGUUGGCGACCGAUGCGAUCAGUGCCGCGACGGAACCUACGGACUGUCCGGUCAGAAUGCGGCCGGCUGCAAGGAGUGCUAUUGCUCCGGAUUGUCGAGCCAGUGCCAUUCGGCGGCUCUCUACCGCCAGCUCAUUCCCGUGGACUUCAUUUCCAACCCUCCACUGAUCACAAACGAAAACGGAGACAUUGAGACCACGGAGGACCUGGUUAACGACAUCCCCAGAAACAUGUUCACCUACACGCACACCACCUACCUGCCGAAAUACUGGAGUCUGAGGGGCAGCGUGCUGGGCAACCAGCUGCUCUCGUACGGCGGCCUUCUGCAGUACACCCUUGUGGUCGAGUCGUACGGCAGCUAUCAACCCGGUCAGGAUGUGGUGCUGAUUGGCAACGGGCUGAAGCUCAUCUGGUCUCGACCCGACGGACGUGACGAUCUGGAGGAGUAUAGCGUGCGACUCCACGAAGACGAACACUGGCAGAGAAUAGAUCGCGGAUCAUCGCGACAGGCCAGCCGGUCUGACUUCAUGACUGUCCUGACGGAUCUCCAGCACAUCCUUAUCCGAGCCACGCCCUCGGUGCCCACGCAGAAGACGUCGAUCGGCAACGUGAUCCUGGAGAGUGCGGUGACCGUAAGGACGCCCGGAGCUACGCAUGCCGUCGAUCUCGAGGUGUGCCAGUGCCCAGCCGGCUACACGGGCAACUCCUGCGAGACCUGCGCCCCACUCUACUACCGCAAUGCCAGCGGCUCCUGCAGCCAGUGCCCAUGCGAGGCAUCCAACACCGAAUCAUGCGGUCUGGUCAGCGGCGGCUAUGUCCAGUGUCGGUGCAAGCCGCGCUGGAAGGGAGAUCGCUGUCGCGAAAUUGAAACUUACGAACCAAUCAUCCCAACUACCGAGGACCCAGUGCGCACCCAAAUCAUCGUGUCGAUCGAAAAGCCGGAGAUCACAAUUGUGCCCGUGGGCGGAUCACUGACCCUCAGCUGUAGCGGUCGAAUGCGCUGGAGCGAUGCCCCAGUCAUCGUUAACUGGUACAAGGAGAACAGUCAGCUGCCCGACAACAAUCAAAUUCAAGGCGGCGAACUGCACCUGUACAACCUGCAGAUCAGCGACUCCGGUGUCUACACUUGCCAGGCCGUCAACAACGAGACCGCUCGCGUCUUCAAGGACCAUGUCUCGAUCACCAUAUCACAGGAUGGCCAGCGCUCUCCGGCUCAGAUAGUCAAUUUGCCGAACCACGUGACCUUCGAGGAGUACCAGCCCAAUGAGAUUGUUUGCGAGGUGGUCGGCAACCCACCGCCCACCGUCACCUGGACUCGGGUGGACGGCCAGGCGGAUGCCCAGAGUACACGAACCUACAACAACCGCAUCAUCUUUGAUUCGCCGAGGAAGUCGGAUGAGGGCCGCUACCGCUGCCAGGCAGAGAAUGGUCUGAAUCGGGACGAGAGCCAUGUGGUCGUCUAUGUCCAGAGUAGCCACCCCACGCCGCCGCCUCCGCGGGAUCGUUUGUACAUCCAGCCGGAGGAGGUUAACGCCUACGAAGGCGACAACUUCCGUCUAUCCUGCCAGUUCACAAGUGUUGCCUCUCUGCGCUACGAUUGGACCCGCAACGGUUACCCACUGUCGUCGACCGCCUCCCGCAACGUCUAUGUCAUUGACAAUUCCGUGGAGGUGCAGGACGCCAGUGCCCGCGACUCCGGAACAUACACCUGUGUGGCCUACGAUCCCCGCACCCAUCGCAACUACACCGAGAACGCCCGUGUCUACAUCGAAAGGCGCGAACCAUCAAACGGCGCCAAGCCGCAGAUCGUGCCGCUGGAGGAGCAGAUCAACAUUGACCAGGGCCAGGACUACAGCAUCACCUGCGAGGCCAGUGGAACUCCGCAUCCCUCGAUCAAGUGGGCCAAGGUGCACGACCAACUGGCCGACAAUGUGCGCAUCAGCGGCAACGUGCUGACCAUCUACAGCGCCCGGCAAGAGAACCGCGGCGCCUACUCCUGCUUCGCCCAGAACUCCCACGGAUCGGACCAGUCCAGCACGAAUAUCGAUAUUGAGCCCCGGGAGCGGCCGAGCGUUAAGAUCGAACCGCCGCUCCAGCAAACAGUUGUGGUGGGCGCUCAGGGAUCCCUGUACUGCACCGCUCAGGGCAUUCCCGAACCGAGCGUGGAGUGGGUUCGAGUGGACGGCCAACCGCUGUCGCCGCGUCACAAGAUCGAUUACCCCGGCUACCUCCUGAUCGAUGAUAUUGUGGUUGCCGACGCCGGCGAUUACGAGUGUCGAGCAAAGAACAUGUUGGGCGAGGCCAGUGCCGUGGCCUCCAUUUCCGUUCAGGAGCCAACCAUUGUGCAGGUGAUGCCCAACAAGAACACGAUUAGCCUCACGGAGGGCGACGAACUCUCGCUGGAAUGCGUCGGCAGUGGAGUCCCCACUCCGUCCGUCGAAUGGAGCCAACCCAAUGAGCGUUCGGGAUAUCGGCCAUCGGCAUUCGGCGAUUCGGGAAUAAGCAACACGGCCGUGGUGAAGAUCUACCGCGUCACCCAGGCGGAUGCGGGUAUCUACACCUGCUCUGGCUACAAUGAGGCUGGAAAUGAUGUGUUCCACGUGCGCGUGGACGUGCAGCCCAAGAGGGGUGACAUCGGAGCAGAUUCCGACGUGGAAACCGAUCCCAGGCUGCCCUACUCCCCCACGCAGCGACCCUAUAGCCCGCCAUCCGGCAACAAUGAGCGCCUGUCCACCGAGUUUGGCGCCAACGUGACCCUGACCUGCGAGAUCAACCACCACUUGACCGCUCAGUGGCAGCGCGUGGAUGGAGCGCCCUUGCCGCCAAACGCCUACAUCAGGAGGAACAGUCUGGUGAUUGUGUACGUGGAGGAGCAGAACCUGGGUCAGUACCGCUGCAAUGGACUCGAUCGCGACGGCAAUGUGGCCGCUUAUGUGAUUAGGGAGCUUGUCCAAUUGCCCCUGCCGAGGAUCACCUUCUAUCCCAGCAUUCCCCUGAAGACGAAGGCCGGCCAGAACUAUGAUCUCGACUGUCAGGUGGAGAACGUCCGUCCCGAGGAUGUGCAUUGGACCACCGAUAAUAACCGACCACUGCCCAGCUCGGUUCACAUCGAGGGCUCUCUCCUUCGCUUCGAGUCCAUCACCCCGGCGGCUGCCGGUGGAUACCGAUGCUCCGCCUCCAACGCGUAUGGAAACCGAUCCGAGACCGCAAUGGUGUUGGUGACCACCGGGCCAUACCAGCCAGUUCCGCAGUCCCAGGUGCAGAGGCACCGCGAGGGCGAGAGCAUUCAGCUGAAGUGUAGUUUGACCACCCAAUACGGCGGCGAGGUGCAAGGCGAUAUCCAGUUCGAUUGGUACCGUGAGGAUGGCACCGCUCUGCCGAACAACGCCCGCUCAAACAGUCCGGUGCUGGUGCUGACCAAAUUGCGACCGGAAGACGAGGGCCGCUACAUUUGCAAAUCGUACGAUCUGGUCAGAAGGCAGUACCUGGUUCCAGUCUCCAUCGAUUUGCAAGUACUAACGGCGACCCCGCCCCCCUACAACCCCGCCUACCUGCCGCCGCCGUUGCCAACGACGCCCCCACAAUCGCCGGAAAGGAAUCGCGACUACAGCCUGAAACUGGACCAGCAAUCGUCGAACCUGCGGGUGGGCGAGUCCACCGAGGUCGAGUGCCAGUCCUCCGACGACACCUACACGGAUGUCGUGUGGGAACGGGCCGAUGGAAGUCCACUCAGCGACCAUGUCCGGCAAGUGGGCAACAGCCUGGUCUUCAGUGACGUGGAACUGAUCGAUGCCGGUAACUAUGUAUGCAAGUGCAAGACGGACGAGGGAGAUCUCUACACCACCAGCUAUGAACUUGAGGUGGAAGACAAGCCCCAUGAACUGAAGAGCUCCAAGAUAGUCUACGCCAAGGUGGGCGGUAAUGCCCAGUUGCAGUGUGGAGCCGAUGAAUCCAGAGAGCCCACACACCGCUGGUCUCGCCAAUAUGGACAGCUUCAAGCGGGUCGCAGUCAACUCAAUGAGAAGCUUUUACUGGACAACGUGCAGGCAAAUGACGCCGGAACCUACAUCUGUACAGCCGUAUACGCCGACGGCGAGACGGCCGACUUCCCCAGUAUUUUGGUCGUAACGGGGGCGAUUCCCCAGUUCCGGCAGGAACCACGCAGCUACAUGAGCUUCCCCACGCUUCCGAACUCCUCGUACAAGUUCAACUUUGAGCUCACAUUCCGCCCGGAAAAUGGCGACGGGUUGUUGCUUUUCAAUGGCCAAACACGCGGAACCGGUGACUAUAUCGCAUUGUCGCUUAAGGAUCGCUACGCGGAGUUCCGCUUCGAUUUUGGUGGUAAGCCAUUGUUGGUGCGAGCAGAGGAACCGCUGGCACUGAAUGAGUGGCACACCGUUCGGGUGAGCCGCUCCAGGAGGGACGGAUACAUCCAGGUGGACGAACAGCAUCCGGUGGCCUUCCCCGCUCUUCAGCAGCUGCCUCAACUUGAUUUGAUUGAGGACCUGUACAUUGGCGGAGUGCCCAACUGGGAGCUCCUGCCCGCCGAAGCGGUUAGUCAGCAGUUGGGCUUCGUCGGCUGCAUCAGCCGAUUGACCCUGCAGGGACGCACCGUGGAGCUGAUCCGCGAGGCCAAGUUCAAGGAGGGCAUCACCGACUGCCGGCCCUGCACCCAAGGCCCCUGCCAGAACGACGGCGUGUGCCUGGAAAGCCAGACGGAGCAGGCGUACACCUGCAUCUGCCAGCCGGGAUGGACGGGACGCGAUUGUGCCAUCCAAGGUAACCAGUGCACGGCAGGAGUGUGCGGCGCCGGAAGGUGUGAGAAUACGGAGAGUGACAUGGAGUGCCUGUGUCCGCUGAACCGAACUGGCGACCGAUGCCAGUACAUCGAGCAUUUGAGCGAACACAGCCUGAACUUCAAGGAGAACAGCUUCGCCGCUUACCAAACUCCGAAACUGACCAAAGUGAACAUCACGCUCUCCUUGCGUCCCACGAGUUUGCAGGACUCAGUGAUUCUGUACACAGCGGAAUCCAGUUUGCCCAGCGGCGAUUAUUUGGCUCUGGUACUCCGUGGUGGGCACGUUGAGCUGCUCAUCAAUACGGCCGCCCGUUUGGAUCCAGUUGUGGUGCGAUCUGCGGAGCCACUGCCUCUGAACCGCUGGACAAGGGUCGAGAUUAGGCGGCGAUUGGGCGAGGGAAUCCUGCGGGUGGGCGAUGGACCAGAGCGAAAGGCCAAGACGCCGGGACAAGAUCGCAUUUUAUCCCUGAAGACGCCGCUCUUCGUGGGCGGAUACGAUCGUUCAACGGUCAAGAUCAACCGAGAUGUGAACAUCACCAAGGGCUUCGAUGGUUGCAUAUCCAGGCUCUACAGUUCCCAGAAGGCUGUGCAACUGUUGGCGGACAUCAAGGAUGCGGCCAACAUCCAGAAUUGUGGGGAAACCAAUGAGAUAGGAGCCGAUGAAGACAACGACACUGAGCCACAAAUCCCGCUCCCAUCCUCAGAGGCUCAUGAGGAUGAGCUGCAGCCAUACGUGUUCGCUCCUUGUGCCAGCGAUCCCUGCGAGAACGGAGGCAGCUGCAGCGAACAGGAGGGCGAGGCCAUCUGCGCCUGUCUCUUUGGCUUCAGUGGCAGAUACUGCCAGGAGCACAUCCAACUGGGAUUUAAUGCCUCGUUCCACGGCGAUGGGUACGUCGAGCUGAAUCGCACCCACUUCCAUCCUGAAUUGGAGCAGUCGUACAGCUCCAUCGGCAUUGUGUUCACCACCACCAAGGCGAACGGCCUGCUGUUCUGGUGGGGCCAAGAGGCCGGAGUGGAGUACACCGGACAGGACUUCAUCGCUGCCGCCGUCGUUGAUGGCUAUGUGGAGUACUCGAUGAGGCUCGAUGGCGAGGAGGCUGUCAUCCGGAAUAGCGAUACCCGCGUGGACAACGGAGAACGACACAUUGUGAUCGCCAAGCGGGUGGACAACACCGCCAUUCUGGAGGUCGAUCGUAUGCUGCACUCGGGUGAGACCCGUCCAACCAGCCAGAAGACCAUGAAGCUGCCCGGCAAUGUGUUCGUCGGUGGCGUUCCCAAUAUUGCUUUGUUCACGGGUAACCGCUACAAUUAUAACUUUAAUGGCUGCAUUGUGGUCGUCGAAGGCGAAACCGUGGGCCAAAUCAACCUUAGUUCAGCUGCCAUUAAUGGAGUGAAUGUCAACGUGUGUCCCGCUAACGACGAACCCUUGGGUGGAACCGAGCCGCCAGUCGUAUGAGGAUACAACCAGCAACCGAAAUUAGCUUUUUAAUUAACCAUUACAAAAGAAACAAAAACAAAAUUUUUAUAUACAUAUACAACAUAUGCAUAAGCCCCAAGCAAAACCACAAAAAAAUUUGAAUAUUAUAUGGAAAGCAGAUAAUGUGAAAACAAAAAAAGAAAGAGAGAAACGAUCACUUCUACUACAAUUGCUUCUUUGAUCCUUAAGCCUAGGUUAAAGAUUGUAACAAGAGAAAAGCAAAUAUCACAAACAUUUAUUUAACAAAAACGCCAUGCGAGAAGUGAAACGAAACAGAAACAAUAAUGCAAGUAAUGCAAAUAGUAAAGAUAAUACAGAUAAAGCCUAGAACCCUAAGAACUAACUAACUAACUCGAGCAACAACAACGCAUACUAGCCAACUGCAACCACAACAACCACAAUAGUGAAGGAAUUUUAAAUACUAUUUUAUUUCCUAGCCUAAAACUAUGAAUAUGGUAUGAGUCGUUUUUUGUAAACCCAGUGUUUAAUGUUGGAAAUCGGAAAUCGGAAAUUGGCCCUGCACACACACUCAAACACACAAGUUAUUAAAUAAAUACCAAUUGAUAUCAUAUUUACGAUAAAUGAAAUACUAUGAAUGCAACUAUUGUGAACGAACGAAACCCGUCGAGUGGAUAAAAAACAAAAGCAGAAGAUAUAUAUUAAAAUGAAAUCAAGAAUA